CAGCGUCCGGCGCCGUUGCGGGCGCCGUUGCGGGCGCCGGCGCCGGCGCCGGCGCCGUCGCAGGCGCCGUUUCGGGCGAAAUGGGGGGCGCGGGUGCAGGCGCCACGCGCUCGUAAUUCUCUCUCGCUUCCUGCAACACGACCUCGGUGUCCGCGAGAAGCUGGGCGGUCUCCUGCAGCGCCGGGCCGUCCUGCGCGAUGCGGGCCUGGUCCUCCGCGUUCGCCUCGGCGAGCGACUGGAGGAUGGCUCUUUGCUCGUCGAGCCUGUCCUGCCUGCGUGGACGCCAAUAGCCUGAGACGUGUGUGGGGCCUGAACUUUGAGUUCCGCGCCGUCGCCCGCAGGACGUCGAGCUGCACGCGGAUGUUAUCGCGUUCGUCGGGCCCGAGGGCCGUCCCGCGCCCGCGGCCGGCCAUCCCGCGCCCGCGGCCGGCCAUCCCGCAGUUGUUCUUGCCGCGUUUGGGCUGCGGACAGCACUCACCUACCGUGCGGCGCGCGCCGGCGGCGGUGCGGCGCGCGCCAGCGCCGGGCUGCCCCAGCGGGCGGUUGCGAUGGGAUUCGGGCCGGCGGGACCGGCGGGCGCUUUUUACGGGGCGGAUAGUCAAAGAUGUGCAGCCUCUUAAUAACGAUGCC
Messenger RNA from Pelagomonas calceolata, 630 nucleotides. The record is from the annotation of a GenBank genome assembly. Lineage: Eukaryota; Pelagophyceae; Pelagomonadales; Pelagomonadaceae.